GACAGCGGCUGCUGGAUGCUGUACGAGCGCCCCCACUACCAGGGCCACCAGUACUUGGUGCGGCGCGGCGACUACCCCGACUCCCAGCACUGGAUGGGCCAAAGCGACUCCAUCCGCUCCUGCCGCCUCAUCCCCCCCCACACGGGCGCUUACAGAAUGAGGAUCUACGAGAGAGAUGACUUCAGAGGACAAAUGUCAGAAAUCACCGAUGACUGUCUCUCUCUUCAGGACCACUUCCACCUCAAUGAAGUCCACUCCCUCAACGUGCUGGAGGGCUGGUGGGUCCUCUACGAGAUGCCCAGCUACCGGGGAAGGCAGUACCUGCUGAGGCCGGGGGAGUACAGGAGAUAUCUUGACUGGGGGGCUGUGAAUGCCAAAGUUGGUUCUUUUAGACGAGUCAUGGAUUUUUACUGA
Equus quagga is the source of this 414-nucleotide messenger RNA. Its product is annotated as gamma-crystallin B. The record is from RefSeq and is a predicted model, not a curated record. Lineage: Eukaryota; Metazoa; Chordata; Mammalia; Perissodactyla; Equidae. Gene Ontology annotation, molecular function: structural constituent of eye lens. The annotation marks the transcript as partial. The transcript has 2 exons. Gene Ontology annotation, biological process: visual perception; lens development in camera-type eye.